Molecule: messenger RNA, 4172 nt
Organism: Gopherus evgoodei (Goodes thornscrub tortoise)
Lineage: Eukaryota; Metazoa; Chordata; Testudines; Testudinidae
Gene: TMEM248
Product: transmembrane protein 248
Exons: 9
Coding region: 450-1394 (314 amino acids)
Source: RefSeq, a predicted model, not a curated record
CGGGGCGAGGGGAAGCAGCAGGGAGGGGGCUGGGCGUUGCUGGUGCCCGUCAGGGAAUCUUGUCCCCCCUGGGCCUCCGUCCGCGACCGGCUGGGGUGAGAGGUGACGUGACGGCUGCGUCCCCGGAAGCAGCGGGACGGGAGGGAGCAGCCGCCUGCCCACAGCCCCCCGCAGGGCCGGAGAAUGGUGCAGAGCCGCCCGCCCCGCCGCCUGUGAGCCCGGCCGCCGCCUCCGGCCCGCCCGGGGGCUUCUUCACCCUGCGCCGCCGGCUCAGUUUCUGCAACUGAAUCUGCUUGUGUGGACACCCUGCCCCCACUUCCACACAGACUUCCGUCGAAAUCUGCAUUGGACACAGAAGAGUGGGAGGCGUUGCUUGAACAUUAGAAAGGGCUGGGCACUGGAAAAUUUACAGUGAACUUCAGAGCCUGGAAGUGGAUCUAAUCAGAAUAAUGUUCAACAUAAACCCUUUGGAGAACCUGAAGGUUUACAUCAGCAGUCGCCCUCCUCUUGUGGUCUUUAUGAUCAGUGUAAGCGCGAUGGCAAUAGCUUUUCUGACACUGGGUUAUUUCUUUAAAAUCAAGGAGAUCAAGUCACCGGAAAUGACAGAGGAUUGGAAUACUUUCCUUCUGAGGUUUAAUGAUUUGGACUUCUGUACAUUAGAGAAUGAAACCUUAAAACAUCUCAUCAAUGAUACCACAACUCCAGAAAGUACUGUGACUAGCGGACAAGCCAGAUCUUCUACACAAUCGCCACAGACUCUUGAGGACUCUGGUCCAGUAAACAUCUCUGUGACCAUCACUCUGACACUGGACCCACUCAAACCAUUUGGCGGGUAUUCCCGUAAUGUCACACAUCUAAGUUCCACAAUUUUGGGGCAUCAGAUUGGACUCUCAGGCAGAGAAUCCCAUGAGGAGAUAAAUAUUACGUUCACCCUGCCUGCUGCUUGGAAUUCAGAUGACUGUGUUCUCCAUGGUCACUGUGAGCAGGUGGUAUUCACAACCUGUAUGACUGUCACAGCAGCCAGCAGUGUGUUUCCUGUCACAAUUCAGCCACCACAUUGUGUUCCUGAGACGUACAGCAAUGCUACCCUCUGGUACAAGAUCUUCACUACAGCCAGGGACUCAAAUACAAAAUAUGCACAAGAUUAUAACCCUUUCUGGUGUUACAAAGGAGCCAUUGGAAAAGUCUAUCAUGCUUUAAAUCCCAAACUAACUGUCAUAGUUCCUGAUGAUGAUCGCUCACUAAUAAACUUGCAUCUCAUGCAUACCAGUUAUUUUCUUUUUGUGAUGGUGAUUACAAUGUUCUGCUAUGCAGUUAUUAAAGGUAGACCAAGCAAACUGAGGCAAAGCAAUACAGAGUUCUGCCCUGAAAAAGUUGCUUUGUCAGAAGCAUAAUCCAUCUCCUCCUUUUACUGAAAAUGGCUGAGAACCAUAAUCAUUGCCUGCUGAACCCAGACUGGGUCUUAAGACUUUGUGAAUACAUUAUCUUGCAAUGUUGGUUUAUUCCAACCAAAGACAUUUCAAGUGCCUGUAAUUGAUUUGUACAUAUUUAUAAAAGUAUAUUCAGAUGAUGCACUUGUUCCGCAUAGUUGUGCGGCGAGAAUCUUAAAACUUUUACCUGUGGACAUAGCUGAAUGUUUGUGUAGAUAAUAGAUAUGUUUAGUGAUAAGGAUCACGUAGUCAGAGCAAGAUAUUUUUGUCUAGCUGCAUCUGGGCAUGUUAAGAUGCCUUUCCAAAUGUCUCAAACAAUACAAACCCUUUGUUUUUGCCCAAUAAUAUAUACAGCGUGUUUGAAACAGUAUGCAUCUUUGAUAUAAUAUUGCAUUUCCAAAGCCACUGAUCAUCUACAUAAAUUCAAUGUGUGUAUAUGGCUUAAUACUUUUUUCCACUUUCUCCUUGCUUGCAAGAAAAGAUAUCAACAUUUCUAGAUUAUUUUUUUUAAAGAGAAAUACAUAUUCACAUUUUAAUACUGCUGUAGUUAGGACAAACUUGUGCUUUUAUCCAGAAUUUAAUAAAAAAGGCAAAGUCUUGUUUUAAAAUCCUUUCUAUUGCAAAGUGCUAAGUUUCACUUUUCAUGUGACCUGCUGGAAUGGCAGAGCAUUGAUCAGCAUUGGGGUUGUAUGCAAAGCUUUCCACUUUGCCUCCUAUUCCUCUCCCCCCCCCCCCCCCCCCCCGCCAGGCUUUAAACCAGGAACUUCCUUGGAAUAAAAUAGCUUUUGGUAACCUGUCUAAAAAGUGGAUUUAAAAAAAAAGAUGCAUUCUAUUAGUAGUCAGUUGUGGCUCCAAGUAGCCUGGUGAAGUGCAAAUAACUAAGGGAAAAGGAAGAUACAGUAACUUAUGUGCUUCAUUUUGGACCUUCCACCCAACUCUAAAGGGCAGCUGAAAAUGACAUGUUUUUAUUAGCUUUGUUCAAUUUUUAUCUACUAUUGUCUACUGAGGGGAAGUUGACAACUAGUGGGCUAGUCCUGUUGUGAGUAAAUUGAGGGAAACCUUGAAAUUCGUAUUGGUCUUUGUGUCCAUUCUUAAAAUCAGAGCAGACUUGAUUUUUUUUGAGUGGUUUUGUUCUGUGGGUUUUUUCCCAUUUCUGGCUUAUUCAGUCUCUUUCCAGCCUGUCCUCCAGUUAGGUUUUUAAUUCUUGUAAGACAGAAGUUUCCUAUAGACACUUCCACCACGGCUUUUAAAAUCUCACUGGUUGCCUUAAUGACCCUUCAUGUCAUCUUUCAGCCUUCCUGUCAGGUAGUGCAAUUAUAAACGUGUGUGUACAUUUUUCUUUCAUAAGUUUCACACUGCCAUGUGAUACACGAAACCAUAAAUCCAAUUCAAAGAUUGUAAUCGCUGAUACGUUGGCAUAAAAUCCUCUGUGUUGAGACACUGUUGAAUGCACACUGUUGUGUUCUGAAGACCAUUUUAUGUAUUGUAUAAAAUUGAUUUAGGACUUUAAUGUAUUGAGGAUUCAUAUGUUUCUUUAGAAUGUUUGAAGCAAAACAAUCCAGACUUUUCUUCAGAAAAUAGUUCCUCAUAUAAUUGUGAUUGCUUUACACGGUGUAUUGGUUACUUCACUAAAAUGUGUUUUCUUUAGAUACCUUAAGAUUAAACUUUAGAGACAGCCAUUUAGUUUGAAAUCCAGAAAUGAAAUAACUAAGGCUUCUAAUCUUCAGUUGAAGCUACUGUUCACUGGUAAAACUCCACCAACGAAGCAGUAAAUUUACUGAAUACAAAUAUGGAGAAAGCUUAAAAUGAAAAUCUCUUCUUCUGCCCCUAACUUAUGCAUUCCCUGCCUUUUAUUUAGUACUUGUCUUUGAAACUGACUAGGGGUUAGUUCAAAAUUGAUAACUGUGGAAGGAGGUUGGUGCUGGUACAGUAAGUACCAAAAAAUGCCCUGAAAACACUUACAUCAUCAUGUAAAGAUAUUUUAAAUAAAUCCAAAAUCCAUGUUCUAAUUCAGCAAACUGUCAAACCCCAAAAGCGCCAAACAGAACUACCUAGACAGUCAAACACAAUUGUGUGUGUUGGGGGAACAGGUUUUUAUAGAAGAUGUUUUCGGUAAUUAGAGGGGCCAGCUUAAAAAACACAUAGUCAAACCCCACAAACAACUGCACUGCAACAAACAUUAAGCUCAGAUUGCAACCCACAAAUGCAAGGAGAUUAGCAUUAAGGGCAUAUUUUUCAUUCUUAACUUACCCCUUUGUACCUAGGUAUUGCAGCCCAUAGUCACCCAGUAGGCUGAGACUUUGUCAUACUUACGAGUGUUGGAUUGUACCUAGGCCCAGCGUACAAAAAUGAAAUGCAGCCAAGCAGAAGGGUAAAAACUUAAUAUUAAAGUGGUUGUUCGGAUCAUAUUGAUCUUUCCUUUUUGUUUUCUUUUUCUUUUUAACUAUGACUUGAAUCAGUUUUGAUUCUAUUUGUAAGUGUUUUCUUGUUGGUAGAAAGCUGCCAUUUCUGUUGCAUUUUUCUUUGGCAUUACAUAGAAAGUCUGAGCCGUGGUUUACAGCCUUCCUCUGCAGGUGAUGUAGGGUUAAGAUGGUAUUUUUUAAAAAAAACAUUUCACUUGUAUUGUUGCAUGAUGGUUAAUAGCUGAUUUGGUAAUGACACUUCUCUCCUAUAUUAAUUUUGUGUUUAUAAGAUGUGCAUAUUGCUUUGCAGAAUAAAAAAAAAUGUUUAUUCCGUUCUCUA